AGCGGUAACUAUCAUCCACUAGCCAAGCCGAUUCCAUACCACAGCUGUAGCUACUCUAACUACUGCUAUUCACCUUUGCUAUUCACCAUUGCGGUUACCUACCAUUGCGGCUAUCAUUGCCAUUGCCAUUGCCAUCCCACCACACAUCCUAUUGUCUCUCUGAUACUCUCGAGCUCCACGACACGCACACGAUACCUAUGACGACGCUCACGCAACUCGACCCGCUGCCCGAAUCGCUACCGUUCGAGAUAAUCUCGAAGACGAUAGGGCGGGGGGCGUAUGCCGCCGUGAAAAAAGGGCGUUCAGCACAGGGCGUAUUCGCGGCCAAGUUCAUCCACAAGCAGCACGCUCUAGAGCGGGGACGGAUCUCGCCGCGCCAGCUGAAGUUCGAGGUCGAGCUGCACAAGCUCUCUUCCGGCCACGGCAACCUCAUCGCCUUUUACGGCUGGGGCGAGGAUGAUGUCUGGCUCUGGAUCGCUAUGGAGUUUGCGGAUGGCGGAGACCUCUUCGAUAAGAUUGAGGCGGACGUCGGCGUCAGUGAGGAUGUGGCGCAGUUUUAUUUUGCCCAGCUAGUCUCGGGACUCGCGUGGAUGCAUGGGAAGGGGGUCGCGCAUAGGGAUUUGAAGCCGGAGAAUAUAUUGCUCGACGGUAAUGGGAAUCUGAAGAUUGCGGACUUUGGGCUGGCGGUGCUGUUUCAAUAUCAGGGUAAAUACCGCGAGUCGACGUCGGUGUGCGGGUCGCCACCGUAUGUUGCACCGGAAGUGAUCGCAGGCAAGUACCGCGCCGACUCGGUCGACAUUUGGUCGUGCGGAGUGGUCCUGUUCACGUUGCUGGUGGGGAAUACCCCAUGGGACGAACCAACGAGUCGGUCGGCGGAGUUCGAGAUGUACCUCGAGUCCGGCGGAAGGCCGACCUACGACCCGUGGCCUUCGGUUCCUCUUGAGGCUCUGUCAUUACUACGAGGCAUGAUGGCUCUUGACCCCAAGGCACGGUUUACGUUGGAGCGGGUGAGGGACCAUCCCUGGUUCACGAAACCCAAUCCUCACCUGGCCCGCAACGGUCUUUGCAUAAACGGGGUCAACCUAGCCACAAAGAUGAUGGAGAACCUUCACGUGGAUUUCACCAAGGCGCCGUUCUCCAGCCGCUCACGGCAUCAGCUCGAUGAUUCCAGUCGUAUGGCGUCCACACAGCCCGUCAUAUCGGCCCGUGCGCCAGCGACAGAUGUAGAUUUUGCAUGGGAGAGGCCACACCACCACAUGUUUGCCUCGCAGCCCACAGAGGCACAGCAGGAAUUCGACUCCCAGACUCUAUGGGCGAGUCUUGCUGAAGACCCCACCAUGAGCCAGUUCGCGCUGCAACCACAUCUAUCCGUGUCUUUGACACAAAACGCGCGGCACUUCCGCGACAUCUGCCCGGCCCAGCGGCUGACGCGCUUCUUCUCGUCGUACUCGUUCCGGCAGAUCCUGCCGAUCCUGUCCAGCGCUUUACACCGCAUGGGGAUCAUCAUCGCGCCGUUCAAGCCUUCUGACUACGAAGACGCCAACACCGAGACGUGGAUCUCGGUGCGAACCGAGGACCGCCGCCGAUGUCCGCUGCGCGGCGAUAUCAUCGUCGAGCGCCUGGCGCAGGAUAUGCUGCAGGUCACGUUCUCGAAAAAUGUGGGCGACCCCCUCCAGUGGAGGAGGUUCUUUAAGGAGGUCACUGUGCUCUCGAAGGAGGCCGUCUUUACCGGCUAUGGACAGAGGGUCGGCCCGUCGGGGGCGGCGGCGACGCAAGUUUAAAGUAGGUACUUAAGCAAGUGCUUUAUGUAUGUAGAUACCUAGAAUUAUUUACGGUUUGAUGCGAGUGUGGG
This is a messenger RNA of Tricharina praecox, 1852 nucleotides long. RefSeq names its product kinase-like domain-containing protein. The record is from RefSeq and is a predicted model, not a curated record. Gene Ontology annotation, molecular function: protein kinase activity; ATP binding. The transcript is spliced from 8 exons. Gene Ontology annotation, biological process: protein phosphorylation; mitotic G2 DNA damage checkpoint signaling. Lineage: Eukaryota; Fungi; Ascomycota; Pezizomycetes; Pezizales; Pyronemataceae. Gene Ontology annotation, cellular component: site of double-strand break; cytoplasm; nucleus. The coding region runs from base 198 to 1781 and encodes 527 amino acids.